AUGUCUUACAAGCCGCACCACCCCACUGUGCCGACCAACCCGAAGGUUUACUUCGACAUCAGCGUUGGUGGUCAACCUGCUGGGCGAAUUGUGUUUGAGCUCUUUGCCGAUGCCGUCCCCAAGACAGCUGAGAACUUCCGGGCUCUCUGCACGGGUGAGAAGAGCUUUGGCUACGCCGGAAGCGGCUUUCAUCGCAUUAUCCCCCAGUUCAUGUGCCAGGGCGGCGACUUCACCAACCACAACGGCACUGGUGGCAAAUCCAUCUACGGCGAAAAGUUUCCGGACGAGAGCUUCGCUGGGAAGGCUGGCAAGCACUUUGGCCCCGGUACGCUUUCCAUGGCAAAUGCGGGACCCAACACCAACGGGUCUCAGUUUUUCAUUUGCACCGCCCCCACACAGUGGCUUGACGGCAAGCACGUCGUGUUUGGCCAGGUGCUGGAAGGGAUGGACGUCAUUAAGGCGAUGGAGGCGGUUGGCUCCCAGACGGGCAAGACGAGCAAGCCGGUAAAGAUUGAUGCCUCUGGCCAACUUUAA
This is a messenger RNA of Trypanosoma rangeli, 534 nucleotides long. Its product is annotated as cyclophilin A. Gene Ontology annotation, biological process: protein peptidyl-prolyl isomerization; protein folding. Gene Ontology annotation, molecular function: peptidyl-prolyl cis-trans isomerase activity. NCBI's taxonomy places the organism in Eukaryota, Euglenozoa, Kinetoplastea, Trypanosomatida, Trypanosomatidae. The transcript has a single exon. Bases 1 to 534 code for a protein of 177 amino acids. The record is from RefSeq and is a predicted model, not a curated record.